AUGGGCCAGGAGAAAUCUCUGCCCUCCAGAUGUACCUCCGCACAUGACUACCACCAUCACCACCAUCAUCACCACCACCACCACCACCACACGAGCCCGUCGUCGACCGCCUCCACGACCUCGUCCGCCGUGCCGUCCCGCUCGCCGUCCACCGCUUCGACGACCUCGUCCGCCUCGUCCGCAUCGGCCGCCUCCUCGUACAAGAGUGUCGAGCGGCAGACGAAGUACCUGAACGAGCACCUCUACAUCAAGUCCUACCUCGACAUCGAGGAGGAGGACCGUAACGCCAAGCUGCUGUUUCAGAAGGUGCGCCCCGGUGGCAUCCGCAACUACACGCCCAAGAUACUGUCCGAGAACCCGAAGCAGGACCUCGAUGUGUGGAUCUAG
Molecule: messenger RNA, 387 nt
Organism: Anopheles cruzii
Lineage: Eukaryota; Metazoa; Arthropoda; Insecta; Diptera; Culicidae
Product: knob-associated histidine-rich protein
Exons: 1
Coding region: 1-387 (128 amino acids)
Source: RefSeq, a predicted model, not a curated record